Ziziphus jujuba (common jujube) is the source of this 1694-nucleotide messenger RNA. RefSeq lists its product as uncharacterized. Lineage: Eukaryota; Viridiplantae; Streptophyta; Magnoliopsida; Rosales; Rhamnaceae. Gene Ontology annotation, biological process: vesicle-mediated transport. The record is from RefSeq and is a predicted model, not a curated record. The transcript has 6 exons. The coding region runs from base 299 to 1120 and encodes 273 amino acids. Gene Ontology annotation, cellular component: Golgi apparatus; membrane. Gene Ontology annotation, molecular function: small GTPase binding.
UGGGAUUAAAAAAAAUUAAAAAAAGGGCUCAUUUCCAACAGAGCUCGAAGACGAAAACCAUACCAGUCAAGUCAGUCUCUCUUCUCGUCCUUUGUUUUGUUGCUUCCAAGUUACGAAAAAAGCAACGUCUAGGGCUCGUAUCCAGAAGAAGUGAAAAAAAAAAAAAAAAAAAAAGGAUCUCAGGCUCGCUCAAGGCAUCGAAUCUCUUCCAGAGGUGAAAUCUACAAUGAGUCUCUGAUUUAUACGAGCUACAAAAGCAUUCAAUCUCUGUCUUUCUGUUUGAAUUUUUUGCCUCUCAAUGGACGAGUACAACACAAACCUUCCCACCAGCCACUUGCUCGGUUCAGUCCCUGCUGUUGUCAAUGAAGAAAAAGAAAAGAAUACCACUAACUAUGAGGUCCCUGAAGCUAAUAUGCAAAUAUUCCCACCAACUAAUGGAGGGGACAGAGGAGGACGGGGUUAUCAAACUCUCCAAAGUCCAAGUGCAGAAGGGUUUGAACAACAACCAGCAAACAACUGGAAGGGAGUAUUUAGUAUCUCAUCAUACACACAAUAUUUCAAUGUGGAUACAGAUAUUGUCAUAAACAGGUUGCUUAGCUCUUUACAUCCCACCAGUGGCGAUUUUUUUGAUAAGAUCGAUGCUAAUCCUGACCUCUAUGGGCUAAUCUGGAUCUCUACUACAUUGGUAUUUGUGCUUGCUUCUCUUGGAAACUGUGCGACCUACCUCAUGGAAAAGCACACUGAUAAAACUUCUUCUUGGAGCUUUAAUGUCGGCUAUAUAAAUACAGCAGCAUGUGCUGUCUAUGGUUAUGCAGCUGUGGUGCCAUUGGCAUUUUAUUUCUUGCUUCAGUAUAUGGGUUCAUAUGCAGAUCUUGUUCGGUUUUGGUGUAUGUGGGGAUACUCUCUCUUCAUUUUUGUUCUGGCCUCUUUUCUGUUGCUGAUUCCGGUUGAGAUUCUCCGGUGGAUCAUUAUAAUCGUUAGUGGAGCUGCCUCAGCUUGCUUUGUUUCCACGAACCUGAAGUCAAAACUACAACAGAAUGAUGUUACAAUAGUGGUGGUGGCUGCAUGCUUCUUGCAAUUAGCUUUGGCAGUCUUCAUCAAGGUUUGGUUCUUUCCAUGAAGGCUCACCGAGCUUGGGUUGUGUAGUAUGAAAUUUCAGCAGCUUCUCUUUACUUUGGAUUUUUUUUUAAUUUUUUUUAUUAUUAUUAUUAUUAUUUUUUUUUUUGGGGGGUUGAGGGGGCUAUUUGAUCAAGGGUGCUGUUUGAUCAAUGGUAUCAACUGGAAUGGAAUUUGUCUAAGGUAUUGGAUUGAGAAACCAACUAGAGUAGAAUUUGUCCCGAAGUGAUGACGUCUAUGUUGGGAUUACGUACUUGGUUGCACCGAAGUCUGGUGAAGAGCCUGAAACAUGCAAUGCGAGAAAAAGAAAUCUAAAGAGUUUAGCAUCUGAUGAAUACCACACGAUGUAUUUGUCUUGUCUGUUUAAAAGCUUGUAAGGAGAAAAAAAAAAAAAAAAAAAAAAAAAAAAAAAAAAAAACACUAACCGAGGGGAGAACCUUUUUUUUUUUUUUCCUCCUGGCUAAGUAUUCCUUAUUUGAGUCUGGUUUUGUAUAUAAAGAUUGUAUCCAGAUAGAUUGCAAUUUUUCUUUUUCUUUUUUAUUAAAUCCUUUGCAGUAGUAGACACGGCUUUACCUCAA